This is a messenger RNA of Oryza sativa Japonica Group (Japanese rice), 1874 nucleotides long. Its product is annotated as common plant regulatory factor 1. The record is from RefSeq and is a predicted model, not a curated record. Gene Ontology annotation, biological process: regulation of DNA-templated transcription. Gene Ontology annotation, molecular function: sequence-specific DNA binding; DNA-binding transcription factor activity. Gene Ontology annotation, cellular component: nucleus. Lineage: Eukaryota; Viridiplantae; Streptophyta; Magnoliopsida; Poales; Poaceae.
CCCUUCUCUCUCUCCCCUCUCUCGCUGCUCAUUGGAGAUCAAUCUGCUUUCACGUCUCCUCUCUCUCUCCGCGUGCUUCCUCCGAGGGUCUCCUCCUCCACCGCCGUCUCGCUUCCCGGCACGCGCGCGCGGGCGGCGGCGAGCUCCCUCUCCUUCGCCACUCCUCCAACCCCUGUGCGGCUACUCCGGUGCGGAGCCGGCGAGCGAGCAUGUUCUAAGUGGCUCUCUUCCUUAAAUCUCUCUACAAGAGGCAAUUGAAUUGAAGACAGCAGGCUUUCAUAAAAGGCAUGGCUCAUGAUGAAGCUGUUGCUACACAAAAGAUUGGGAAAACAACCUCCCCUCCUAAGGAUCAACCAACUCCAUGUCCAUUUCCUGAUUGGUCCGCUGUUCAGGCAUAUUAUGGCCCUGGUGUCUUACCACCGACAUAUUUUGCCCCAGCAAUAGCUUCAGGCCAUGCUCCUCCACCAUAUAUGUGGGGUCCUCAGCCUAUAAUGCCACCCCCUUUUGGGACCCCGUAUGCUGCAAUGUACCCACACGGUGGAGCUUAUCCACACCCUCUUAUGCCCAUGAUGGCAAAUCCAUUGAGCAUGGAACCAGCCAAGUCUGCAAGCAGUAAGGAAAAAGGCUCCAACAAGAAACUUAAGGAAGUUGAUGGGGCUGCAGUAUCCACUGGGAGUGGUGACAGUAAAAAAACAAUGACGUCUAGUGGGGAUUACAGUGCAGAAGGCUCUAGUGAUGUAAAUGAUCUAAAGGUGGGCAAGACUGGCAGGAAACGGAGAUUGGAUGAUGGAGCUGGUGCUGAAACAUCAGCAGCUGCAAAGAUGGAAAAUGCUUUACCUCCCAGCCAUAUAUUGGGAAGUACUGCGAUUUUGCCAAAUCACAGCUUUCCAGCUCAAGUAAUUAGGCCCAGUGCUACUAAUGUUGCUAAUUCGAGGGCAUUGGGCACACCAAUAUCUCCACCGCCUGGUGUGAUUGUUCCAAGUCAUACAGGAGUAUCAACAGAAUUACUGAUCAAGGAUGAAAGGGAAUUAAAGCGUGAAAAGAGGAAACAAUCAAAUAGGGAAUCCGCCAGACGAUCAAGGCUGAGAAAGCAGGCUGAAACGGAGGAUCUGGCUACACAAGUAGAAUCACUUACAGCAGAGAACACGUCACUUAGAUCUGAAAUCAGUAGGCUAUCAGAAAGCUCCGAGAAGCUCAGGCUGGAGAAUUCGGCUCUAAUGGGGAAGCUUAAGGAUCCUGCAGCAUCGACCCAGGCAGAAACAUCUCUGCAGAAAACCACCACAGCCUCCUCUCCUCGCGUCGUGGAGAACUUUUUGUCAAUGAUCGACAACACGAACAAGACGAGUGUCAGACACACAGAGCAUGCUGAACCCAAGCUUCGACAACUCCUCGGCUCCGGCCCGGCCACUGAUGUUGUUGCUGCAAGCUAAUCUGCCAUUUUCCCUGUCACAGAGGAGAGACUACGCGCAUGCGGCCUGGGGAUUUUGCAAGCUCACGCUACUACUCACAUAACAUUCGGCAGUACAGUGUUAGGUGUCAAUUUGGUCAGUAUAUUCAGGUGACCAUCUACUACUCAAAAUACCGUUUCCAAUUGCUGUUCCCUGCUCAGGCAUGGAAGCUUGCUAGGUGAGACCAAUGUACCACGUUUUAGCAGUGUUGUAACAUAGGGGUGUUGUGCUGCAUGCCAACCUCAAACCUUGUGAGAUCGCUAAACACUUUUUAGAAUUGAAAUUUGUGGAGACCAAACUAAAUGAAAUGUAACCUACCCUUUUUACUUGGGUAUAUGGGCCCAUAUUCUUUACAUGGCUUGGAACUGUAACUUUGUAAGAUGUUUUUAGUCAAACUUCUUUAAAAUUUAUAUUUAUAACACUAAA